UGAAAGCCUGGCGUCUCCAUGGAAACGGAAAGCGUGAACGGUCCAAACCUUGAAUGAGCUGCUAAAAUCUGUAUACUAGCACUAAUUUUUCUUUUCUCUCUCUCUCUCUCGCUUUUUUAAAUAAUUUAGUGGUGUAGUUAUAGUUAAUCAGGGUUUUUUUUUUUGUUUUUUUUUAACUUGUAUCCGCUACGCUUUGUAGCAUUGGUUACAUUUUAGGGCGUUUAGGGGGAAAUAAUAUAUUUUAUUUGUUUGUUUUGUUUAUCUACAUGGAUUAUCUUGGGGUAUCUUCCGCGCAGAGCCUGCGGUCUCUGUCUGCCUUGUUGUGCGCUCAGCAGGACGAAGAGGAGGAAGAUGAGGACUGUACAGAUACAAAAGCAUGCGCACAUCUGGGUCCUGGACACAUCGGUCCCCAACCCAAAAAAGAAAAACAAGUGUCGACUGCAUGCAUGAAGAAGAACAGCAAAGAUAUCUGGUGUGAGGAAGAGGUGGCUGAGGGCUCACAGUAUGAUGAUCUGGCUGACCCACGUCCACAACCUGAGUAUGAAAUAAUCCUGAAGCAGAGUGUGGGGACAGAGGAUCUCUUCUUGGGUAUGAGCAGAAAGGACCCGUCCUCCAUGUGCUGUGAAGCCAUGCUGGUGAAAAUCAAACUACCAGACACUAAAGCAACAGAUGUGGUCCUGGAUGUAAAAGAAAAGUUCCUUGAUCUACGGACGCCGAAAUACAAACUGGGGCUCCAUCUCCCUGAUCCGGUGCACAAACAUGAGGGCAAGGCCCAGUUCUUCAGUGAGAGGGAGGAACUGGAGGUGACUCUACUACUGAAGCGACCCAUGGAUUUUAUCAAUAUGCAGUGAAAAAGAUGACAACAGUACACAUGUAUUCAGACAGUUAUGCUUAUACAAACGGACUCAUCAAGGAUUAAAAACAGAAAUGAUCGGCAUAAACUCGACAUUUUUCUGUGAGUUUUAUGAGUUCCUGCUAUUGUUUGUGUCAUCACAGAUUCUACAAGUAUUAAAAUAAGGAUUUCUAGUAAAAUCUUGUCAUCUUUUGAAUUGUUCUGGAAACAAUUCACCAUAACACUACUACCAAAGGUGUAACAUCCAGCAGGGGAGCUGGGCCCCUGCUCUGCAUUACACUUGUCAUAGUUCUGGGUCCUUUUUUUUGUGUGCUUACUUUUUGUAUUGUGUUUAGUUUAUUUUCCUGGAAUCUUGUGUCGUGUUUCCAUUUUGUCACAUUUUGGGUUCAUCUGUGUGUCGAGUCCGCAUGGGUAUCAUGUUUGUCUGACUUCCUGUUUUAUUUUGAUAGUCUUCUGGUCCCUGUGCAUUGUGCUCUGCUUUGCUUUGUCAUCAGUGUUAUUUGGUUCACCUGUGUUCCGAGCUGUUUCCACUGAUCUCAUCAGCCCUCUUGUAUUCAAGUCCUGUGUGUCCUCUGCUUGUUGUCAUGUCCUCAUUGAUUUCUCUGUGCUGUGUGCCUUCAGUACAAGUACUGUUCUCAAGUGUGUUUUCUAGUUUAUUCUGCUGGCUCUGGUUCUGUCUUGUGUUCCAGCAGUAAAGCUGAGUUUUUUGAGUUUACACACUGCCUCUCGAGUCCUGUGUUGGGGUCCUAAAUCCUGCCUGUCACAGCGGUACAUGACAACACUGGGUGCUCAUAUUCACAAGAUUGCAGUAAAAUGGACACAUUAAAAAAGUUUCACUAUAUACUUAAGUCAUGAUUCUAUUUUGUGGACCUAAGCCUAACCAGUUUUAAGCAGUAUACAUUUUCCUAACGAACUGAAUAUAGCUGCAAAUAUUUACUCAGGUCAACUGUGCAACAAUUUGUUUUUCAAACAAGAGAAAGAAGUGAAGAGAGCAGGGUGAGUAUAACACCAGGACUGUGGAUUUGAGCAGUGUUGUCGGUGACUUUGCUGAGCACAAGACCUGAAAUAUUACAUUCCGAUGGGUGGGUAGUUUGUGUUUUUGUAGAGGACUGAAACAGUAUUACCACUCAUACUGUAAUAUGUGUGUGUGAUAUAUUGUGAAGCUGGUGCAUUGGAAAUGAUUGCUGAAUAAGGAAUUCGAUAAAUGAGUGUGCAUGUGAUACGGUGACCCCUGCAGUCAGUCUGUGAGUCCUUGUGGUUAGUGGGCUUCUCUCUUUUGUUCCUUUCUCACAGAUAUAACAGCUGCUUAUAUGUCCAAAUC
This is a messenger RNA of Archocentrus centrarchus (flier cichlid), 2174 nucleotides long. RefSeq names its product dynein axonemal assembly factor 6 (gene dnaaf6). Lineage: Eukaryota; Metazoa; Chordata; Actinopteri; Cichliformes; Cichlidae. Gene Ontology annotation, biological process: axonemal dynein complex assembly; flagellated sperm motility. Gene Ontology annotation, cellular component: cytoplasm. The transcript is spliced from 6 exons. The record is from RefSeq and is a predicted model, not a curated record. Gene Ontology annotation, molecular function: dynein intermediate chain binding; protein-folding chaperone binding. The coding region runs from base 267 to 851 and encodes 194 amino acids.